Messenger RNA from Anoplopoma fimbria (sablefish), 5224 nucleotides. It is a transcript of the gene zfyve28, whose product is annotated as zinc finger, FYVE domain containing 28. The record is from RefSeq and is a predicted model, not a curated record. Gene Ontology annotation, biological process: negative regulation of epidermal growth factor-activated receptor activity. Gene Ontology annotation, cellular component: early endosome membrane. The transcript is spliced from 14 exons. Gene Ontology annotation, molecular function: metal ion binding. Lineage: Eukaryota; Metazoa; Chordata; Actinopteri; Perciformes; Anoplopomatidae. The coding region runs from base 361 to 3414 and encodes 1017 amino acids.
UGUUGUCAACGUGCCUGUCAUCAAGCAGAGAGAGAGGGGCAGAGAACAGCAGAGCCGCCGCUGGUCUGUGUCGGGGAGACUUGGGAAGCGGACGGACGGGAGACAGACAGGAGACAGGAGACAGACUCUGGACUCAGUGGACAUGGACAUAAGUCUUCGUUGUCCAGUAUCUGCUCUGUGACGUUCAGGGCCACUUGGCGUGUUCUGUGUUUUGUAGUUACGUCUCUGCGUGGUGGAACGCAGCGGCAGCGGGAGCUAGCUUAGCGACACUGACACACACACACACACACACGCACACACACACACACAGGUGGAGGAGGAGAGGAGGGGCCGCUGACAAAGGAAGGUGGCGAGGUGACGAUGAACCGCUUUCGAAAGUGGCUGUAUAAGCCCAAGAGGACGGACCCUCAGCUCCUGGCCCAGUUCUACUACGCUGAUGAAGAGCUGAAUCAGGUGGCCACUGAGCUGGACGGCCUCGACGGGAGGAAGGACCCUCAGAGAUGUACCCUGUUGGUCAAUCAGUUCCGCUCUUGUCAGGACAGUGUGUUGAACAUUAUCAAUCAGAUCAUGGAUGAAUGUAUUCCCAACGACCGGGCCAACAGAGACUUCUGUGUCAAGUUCCCAGAGGAGAUUCGUCAUGACAACUUGGCAGGGCAGCUGUGGUUUGGGGCUGAGUGUUUGGCUGCCGGCUCCAUCAUCAUGAACAGGGAGAUAGAGAGUAUAGCAAUGAGGCCCCUGGCUAAGGACCUUACACGCAGCCUGGAGGAGGUACGCAACAUAACCAGAGACCAGGCCCUGAGAGACCUUAACUUGUACACGGACCGCAUGAAGGAUGCAUUGCGACAUUUCGACGGCCUUUUUGCUGAGUUUGAGCUCAGUUAUGUGUCAGCCAUGGUGCCUGUGAAGUCGCCCAAAGAAUACUAUGUACAGCAGGAGGUGAUUGUGCUCUUCUGUGAAACUGUGGAAAGGGCUCUAAAGCUUGGCUAUCUUAACCAAGACAUGAUCGAUGACUAUGAACCCGCGCUGAUGUUUACAAUUCCCAGACUAGCCAUUGUAUGUGGGCUGGUUGUGUAUUCAGAGGGACCUCUCAACCUAGACCGAAAAUCAGAGGACAUGUCUGAGCUCUUCCGGCCUUUUCGCACUUUAUUGAAGAAAAUCAGAGACCUGCUCCACACCCUGACUGAUGAGGAGUUAAUAACUCUAGAAAGAAAUCUCUGUAUCACUCAGGACGGGGAAUUGUCCGUAGACGAGGAGCCGGCCAUAGACAGCUCACCAGCUCCAGUCCAAGAGAAUCACUCAUCCUGCAGCCCCGCUAAUGACACCUCCAAAGAGGAGAGCGAGGGUGAACAAGAGCAGCUGGCUCCAUUUGUCUGUCCCAGCCAAGAGGAGGAGCUGGCAGAAGUGGAAAAAGGCUGGGAGGAGGUAGAAAUUGGAGGGGAGGAGCAGGAGCAGGGCCUGCUGUGUGAGGAGGCCGAGGAGGCUGAGUUGGCCUGUUCCAUGCAGUACGAUGAGGAGGAACUGGAGCAGCUCAACAUGAUGGUGUACCGCGUGGGGGACGAGAUGUCCACCCUUCUGUCGCCUCCCAGCCAGGGUCAGUCACCAGCACACCAUCCCAACAGAGGAGAGGCAGGAGGCUCCAGUGGGGCUUCUAGCACUGAAGCGUCUCCCCGCAGGCUCCUGGUGGGCCGGGGAAGGACAGGCAUCUAUUUAGAGGAGGAGGACAAGGUCUUCUUCAUGGAGGACCUGGACGCAGCAGGAGAAAGCAUCACCAGCAUUUCAAGAGAGGCCUGUCGUUGUAUAAUCUCUCCUUCCAAAGCACCAGAGUCUGCUCAUCCUGUGCAGCGCAAGCCGGGACCACAGCCAGACUCUGCCAGGAAUGGUUGGUACCCUGAAGCCCAGUCAGAGCAGCCAUGCCCACAGCCACGCAGCCAGAACACACUCUGUCCUAAAGCAAAGCUCCCUCCUUGCACUUCCGCUCCUGGCUCUGAAUCCCUGCCUUACGCCAACGGCUGGGAGAUGGGUUUGGAGGGGACAGCGUCUGAAACCGCUGAGGUCAUCGCCCACCGUAUGGGUGGGAUGAAGCUCUCCGCCACGGUCAUCUUCAACCCUCGCUCCCCAAGCUUGACGGAGCUUGCUGUGGACAAGCUGCUGCUGCCGCGGCCCGCUCCCACUGAGAUUGAGCCCUGUGGCCCUCUGGUGGCCACUCACUGCCUACUCAACUCCUGUGUCUGUUGUGGGAGCUGUGAGGAUGGUCACGAGGAAGCCAUCACCACAGAGGGCCCUGGAUUUGGGUUAGGCCUCGCCCUGGGAUUGGAUGACCACUGUAAGACGGCAGCCCCAGUCUUCCAGUCGUCUGCUUGCCGGCUGCCCCCCCAAAGUCAUGAGCCUCACAGCAAGGGUGAGAUCACUCAGUUGACUCCCCCUUCUUCCCGCUGCUGUGCAGAGACCCUGGAAGAGGAUUCAAACUCCCAACUCUGUGAGAAGUGCCUGGUAGUGGCUCCAUGGCCAGGGCAUCAAUCUCAUGACUGUGGAUCAAGUGGAGGGGAUGGACCCUCUCCGUGCAACCACCAGCUGACGAAUGAAAAGAGGCAGCAGGCCACUGGAGGCCGACAGAGGGACAAGGAGACGGAUAAGGACAAGUCAGGAGCUAAAGACUUUAAGAGGGACACCAAAGACGACAGCAGGAGGAGUUCCAGUUUUCAGAGCUCUCCCCUCAGUUCUGUGUCAGGUAGUGACUGUGACAGUGUGUCGGUCACCACAUGUAGUCUGUCAAGCAGUGCAUACACUCCCAGCCCUGUCAGCAGUCUGACUCCCAGCUCAGGGAUGUCCGAAGACCUGGACCAUCAGGAGAUCCAGCUGGCCCUGCAAAACGCCAAGCUGGCUGCAAGGAACAAGAUCCGAUCACGCUUCCACAGCAGCAGCGAUCUCAUCCACCGUCUCUUUGUUUGUAUAUCAGGUGUUGCUGAUCAGCUGCAGACAAACUAUGCUAGUGACCUUCGCAGCAUCCUCAAGACUCUGUUUGAAGUCAUGGCGACCAAGUGUGAGGAGGGGAACAACGACAACCAAAAGAAAGCAGGGCCUGUUCUGCGUAGUGCUGUGCUGGAAGACUGUGCUCUCUGUCAGGAGACUAUUUCCUCAUCUGAACUGGCAGCCAAGGCCCGGGACGGCCAAUUCGAAGACCCUCCAGACUGGGUCCCAGACGAAGCCUGUAACUCCUGCAUUGCUUGCAAGGCUCCCUUCACUGUCAUCCGCAGGAAGCAUCACUGUAGAAGCUGUGGAAAGAUCUUCUGCUCGCGCUGCUCUUCCCAUUCUGCUCCUCUGCCCCGGUACGGCCAGGUGAAGCCUGUUAGGGUUUGCACACACUGCUACAUGUUUCACGUCACGCCCUUCUACAGCGACAAGGCCGGCAUCUAACUCCACAUUGUCACCAAAAGCACACAGUCCGCCACAACAUACAUAUGCAACGGACAGAUCCAGGGGCUGUGUACCAAGCAAAUGCCACACUGCCUGGAAUAACUAAUGGCCGUCGUUGUACCUGGUGAGCAAUGCUGCAGUGUGAGGCCAUUACAGAUGACAAUGCAGAGACGAGACACGCAGCCACGAGUGAUGAUCCGACCCGUUUCUGCUGCUUCGGAGAGACUGGCAACCAAAGGGUUUGAUUUCAGUGCCCAGCUAACGCACAAAAAGGAUUCACAAAUGCCUGCCUGAUUAUAGACGUGCAAAGGAGAGAGUUGAUAAACAGGCAAUAACAGAUUUGGAACUGGCAUUGUGCAACAGGCCUCUGUAGCAGUUUGCAGCACAAACUCAGAUCAGGCCUCCUUGUUCAAUUUGUUGCUUUAGGAGUAAAUGAAAGGACUUGUGAAAUAUUUUCCUAUGCUUUAGCGAGCUUCCUACAUAUGUGCCAGGGCUCCCACGGGACUCGGAUUACUCAAAAGAAUGUAAGUCAUGAUAACCAUGUAAAUAAGGAUAAAUCUGGUAAAAGCUACACUACAAUGUCUUCAGUCCACACUACCAGUCCUAGUAAAGCAAAAAUGAAAAACAGAUAGCGUUUAUAUUUAGUUUCUUCCAUGCCUUUUGAUGGCAUUGAAUGUGUAAUUCUUUAUCGCUUUGUGAAAAGGUGUCAAGGUUCCAGCAAAUUUGACGUCCAGCUCUUGAUGGCAAUGGGCUGAGCCCACUGCUUUGACAGUCGCACCAUGGCAUGUUACGUUUUCUCUGAGGACUCUGCUGCACGCUGAGAUGGUUAAAAGGGAUUCCCUAGUUAUCACUGUCAAGCCUUGAAGGCCCCCUAGUGGAGAGUUGACCCCUCUUCGCUCAGUGCCCUCAUCACCGUGUUGUGUACAAUUUGUUCUGAACCUGAGGCCUUCUAAGGUGCUGGCCUACGGAUUACAGGCCGAUCGUUGCACAUUGAUAUCUCUUCCUACUCACACUCACUAACUGCAAUGGUCCUGCACAUUCUAGAGACAACACUUAGAUAUUUGAAUUGUAGUCAUAGGCCAUUUCUGAGGAGAUAAGUUGUGCUGAUUUGAGUUUACACUAAAUUAUUUCCGGCUUUGGCUCUGGUGGUACUGUUGGACAGGAACAGAUAUUUUGUUCCCAGAGUGACAUCAUUUGAACCUGACUUCCUUUCUGCUCUUGAAUCUUCUUCCAUUGAAUGACCACGUACAAAGUAUCUUCCAUGCUCAUGAUAUAACACAGUUUGUGUGUCUGAAAGGUCCGAAGUGGCCAGUCUAAGAUGGACCUUUGAGCAACUUCGAUGGGAUAUCACAUCAUGUCCAUUCUGCGCUGACGUAAAACAGUUUCUCAGGCAUUACAUAAUCAAAAUCAUUCACUACUCUUGGAUCAAUCCUAUUUUCAUCAAAUAACUUAUGAACUCACUUUGAAAAGGUUUGUCUUUUUUCCUUUUGUAAAGAUCAAAAAUAAUGUAUGAAGCUAUAAUUACUUUUAUGUAAAAUACAAGGAAUCAUGCAGUAAUUAAAGGGUGGGAUAUCAAGUUAUUGUUUCAGAGUUUGGUCUUAUUUUGUAUUUCCAUGAUAAGAGCUGUGUAAAAUAUCCAACAAACAAAUAAUGUUAUAUAGUUUUAAAUGCGAUGUAUAUUGAAAUAAAUUACUUUUUCCUGUUUAAAAUGUUGACUGAUAACAUCUCCACUUUACUUUUACAUCAAAGUACCAUUGAAUUUCUGCAUUGAAAUGUGUCAGUAAAUUUGUUUCCUGGAUUGAUUGACGUA